AUGGCUAAUAGAGUGCGACAGAUGAUUCGUGAGGAGCUUGGAGAAAAUUGUUUUUGUAUUCUCGUUGAUGAAGCGCAAGAUGAAUCUAAAAGAGAACAAAUUGCCAUUAUCUCUCAAUUUGUGAAAAAUGAUGGUAUUAUAAUAGAACGUUUCUUUGAGAUCAAAAGCGUGAGUGACACUACAUCAUCGAAUCUAAAAAAUGAGAUAUGUGAUAUUCUUGUUUGUCAUGACCUUCGGGUUAAAAAAAUUAGAGGGCAAGGCUAUGAUGGUGCUAGCAAUAUGCGUGGUACUUGGAACGGACUUCAAGCGUUAUUUUUUAAAGAAUGUCCAUAUGCUUACUAUAUCCACUGUUUUGCCCACCGACUACAACUGAAAUUGGUUUCUGCAGCCAAGGAUGUGAUUUGUAUUUGGAAAUUCUUUUCUCAUUUGGACAAUAUUGUUAAUAUUAUUAUUUCUUCUCCUAAGUGCAUUAAUGUAUUACAAACUGCUCAAAGAAGAGAGCUUGAGAAUAUGUUGGCUAGUGGAGAACGACAAUUUGGAAGCGGGAUCAAUCAAAUUGUGACAUACUUUGUCAAGCUCUUCAAAAAAGAUCUCAAGACAUCCCGACGGCUAUCAGAUUUGUCUCCACCACAAAAAAGUCUCCUUCAAAAAUUUAGAGAAGAUGGUUGGGAAGAAUUUCUUAAUGCGGUGAAAACUUUCUGUUUAAGAAAUGAUGUUGAUAUACCCAACCUAAACUCGUUUUAUAAGAUUGGUCGUCCUCGUGAAGAAGUUAUGCUUGAGCAUCAUUACCACUUUAAUGUUUUUAAUGAAGCCAUAGAUUUCCAAUUGAUGGAGUUAAAUACAAGAUUUAAUGAACUAUCGGUAGAACUCCUUUCUCUCACUGUUGCUUUGGAUCCUCGAAAUUCUUUUGAAUCAUUCAAUGGGGAUGAUAUUUGCAAGCUUGCAGAGAAGUUCUAUCCUUGUGAUUUUUCACAUCAAGAGCUUCAUUCUUUGAGGUUUGAGUUGAAACAUUAUGAGUAUGAUGUGAUUCGUGAUCCUCGAUUUCAAGUGUCUUCACUUUCUGAAUUAUGCAAGCUUCUAGUUGCAAGUAGAAGGUCGGAGAAUUACAUUGUUCUCACUAAAUUGAUUCGUCUUGUCCUAACACUACCUGUAUCUACAGCGACUACUGAGCAAGCUUUUUCAGCAAUGAAACAUGUGAAGACAACAAUUCGUAAUAGAAUGGAGGAUAAGUUUCUUGUCGAUUAUAUGACGCUCUACAUUGAACGAGAAUUUGUCGAGAAAAUAGAUCUAGAUUCUAUUAUCGACGAGUUUUAUGCAGUUAAAGCUCGACAGGUACAACUUCAGUAG
Messenger RNA from Olea europaea var. sylvestris, 1347 nucleotides. Its product is annotated as zinc finger MYM-type protein 1-like. Gene Ontology annotation, molecular function: protein dimerization activity. The transcript is spliced from 2 exons. The coding region runs from base 1 to 1347 and encodes 448 amino acids. NCBI's taxonomy places the organism in Eukaryota, Viridiplantae, Streptophyta, Magnoliopsida, Lamiales, Oleaceae. The record is from RefSeq and is a predicted model, not a curated record.